AUGGCCUACCAUGCUUCUGUAUACAUCUUACUUCUCGCUGCCAUUUCUCAUGUCAUGAUAUCUGCAUCAGAACACCCAACAGUGUAUAUCAUUCGACAUGGUGAGAAGCCUCUUGACUCAACAGACAGUGGGUUGAGCGCAGAAGGUAUCGAACGGGCCCAAUGCAUUCGAGAUAUAUUUGGGGCAAACUCAAUCUACAAUAUUGGGCACAUCAUGGCGCCAAAAGUCAAUUCGAGGGGAGAACAUAGACGCUCUUACGAAACCGUCCUCCCACUAGCGACCGACCUCAAACUCUCCGUCGAUACAUCCUGCAAGCGGAACCGGGUCCACUGCGUUGGAAAGAAGGUUAGAAACUAUGAGGGAUCCGGCAACAUUUUGAUUUCCUGGCGACAUGGGAAAAUGAAACAGAUCGUCAAAGACCUGGGCUAUGAGGAUCCGCCUGAGUAUCCUGAAGACCGGUGA
This is a messenger RNA of Aspergillus tanneri, 462 nucleotides long. RefSeq names its product putative phosphoglycerate mutase family protein. Bases 1 to 462 code for a protein of 153 amino acids. The transcript has 2 exons. The record is from RefSeq and is a predicted model, not a curated record. NCBI's taxonomy places the organism in Eukaryota, Fungi, Ascomycota, Eurotiomycetes, Eurotiales, Aspergillaceae.